GCUCCAUCCGAAAAUGAGUUCGUAUAAUAGAGAGAGAGGAAGCUUCUUCCUCCACGCUCAUAUAUAUCCUACUACCACAGUGCAGUUCGUGCCGGACGAGAAAGGAGGACGGAGGGAGAGGCAAUUGGGUUGCUGAAUCUGAAAACAAUCUGAUACGCCCAAACCCUGACUGCUCAAAUUCCUCCGUACAGUCCUCACCACGAAUUUGAGCAACUUCGGCGCAAAUUCUCCGAGACAUGGGCGAAAUUCCAGAACCAGAGGUUCCCAAGCCCACGCCGGAGCCAUCGUCGUGGCUCAGCCUGAGAGUCUUCUACCUGCGGCUGAGCAGGUGCGAGCUGGACGAGACCAUGCUGGACACCCUGAGCAUCACCCACGCCCCGCUCACCUCCGACACCGUCCUGGAAGUGAACGGCGACAGGCCAAGAAGCACCGACAACAACGGCCACGUCUCGUGCCCCCUCCGCAGGGACCGCGUGGACGCGGCGUCGCGCGAGGCCUCCUUCGUCAGCACGGCGACCGUGAGGAUGGCCGGGAGCGUGCGCUUCGAGGUCCGCGUCGGCAGCGGCGAGAGGCUCCUCGUGGGGAUCAUGGAGAUGUGCGACGUGGCGGAGGAGAAAAAGAAGGGGUGGGUCAUGAAGUGCCAGGUCGCGAUGCAGCGGUGCUCGGGGUUCCUGAAAGGCGGCGGGGAGGACGCGAAGUCGCCGAUGGUCGAGGUGUACGUAGCGAGCCUGUUCCGGGGCAGCCCGAUCGUGUUCACCAAGGCGAUGAAGCUGCGGCUCAGGAGGACGCGCCAGGUCAAGGCGCCUUUCAUGGAGCCCAUCCCCGAGUGCGGCGAGCACGCCGACGACGACGCGAAAGAAACGCCGCCUGACCAGAAGCAUGAUCCACAGGAAUCGGAGUACAGGUGCUACAAGCCGGAACCGGGCAUGGACGACGUCGACUACGACAGCUUGUACGCGAGAUCGGCUGGCCUGGACCAUGGCCUGGACGGCGAGGACAGCGAGCUCUCGUGGUUCACCGCUGGCGUCAGAGUGGGCGUGGGCAUCAGCCUGGGCAUCUUCCUCGGGGUCGGCAUCGGCGCUGGACUCCUGGCCCGUUCCUACCAGUCCACCUCCAGGACUAUGAGGCGGCGGCUGAUCUCUGGCCUGCUCUGACUCUGAACGGUAGCAUUCCAACAUGUCACAGAGCAAGGGCACAGCAACUCUGCUUCUCGCCAGACGUGACGCGCCUGGAGAUUAUUCUGCUGGAUGUGUUUGUAGAUCCUCUUGCCUGUUACUAUAUGGAAGCACUUGCCUUGCCCUGCUGAUGUUCAUCGUUCUGCUAAUUCAAAUGUUCCCUCGCGUUGCAAACUUGCUACCAAGCAUGCUGCAGUUAA
Molecule: messenger RNA, 1375 nt
Organism: Triticum dicoccoides
Lineage: Eukaryota; Viridiplantae; Streptophyta; Magnoliopsida; Poales; Poaceae
Exons: 3
Coding region: 237-1154 (305 amino acids)
Source: RefSeq, a predicted model, not a curated record